Messenger RNA from Chlamydomonas reinhardtii, 1587 nucleotides. RefSeq lists its product as uncharacterized. NCBI's taxonomy places the organism in Eukaryota, Viridiplantae, Chlorophyta, Chlorophyceae, Chlamydomonadales, Chlamydomonadaceae. The record is from RefSeq and is a predicted model, not a curated record. Bases 111 to 470 code for a protein of 119 amino acids. The transcript has 3 exons.
AGGUGAGAAUUUCAUCGAGGAUUGGGCGGGAGCUUGGACUUAGCGGCCAGGAGCAGCGACGCGGAGCUAGGAAUCGUAGAAGUGCCUGGGCCUCACGGUACCGUGAGCACAUGCAUGGGUUUGCUGUGGCGGACCUGGCCAUCCAGACCGGCUGCUGUGUGGGCUUCCACCUCCUGGCGCAGGCGCUGCUGUGGGGCGCGUUGUUGGUAGGGUACCUGCAUCGCCGCUGGCGGCGGGGCGGCGGCUGCGGCGGCGGCGGCUCAGGGCGGCUCCUGCCUGUGGUCAAGUCGCCCGGCGUGCCUGACGUGCACCACGGCAGCAGCAGCAUUAGCGGCAGCGGCGCCGGCAGUAGCGGCGCCGGCAGCAGCAGCGGGGCGGGGGGCUGGCUGCAGCCGCGGCCGCUGAUGCUGGGUGCGGCGGUCAUGGCUGUCUGGUCGGUGGUGAACCUGGCCGUGACCUCGCAGCUGUGACGCGGCCAUGUAGGACGUAGGGCAUAGUAGUAAUAGCGACGGGUGUGAUGAUGCAGACACACUCACAUCAAGCUGCACGUAAGAGUGCGGCUGAUUAGAAAUGCCGGGCUGGCCGUGUGUCUGCCGGUGUGGGGGCGAGGGCGCUGUGUAGGACCCACGUGGCGGGGUGGGCGCAAGCGACAGGGCGCCCGGCCUCUCAGGAGUCAGGGCUGGGGUGGAGGGGCGGCGGGCGCUGACGCUGCUGGGCAAGCAGCCGGCCGGAUGGAUUGGAGUUUUAGGGCUGACGCAUGGGGGAGUUGAGGCUCAUGAGGGCUCGUGUGCAUUUCGACGCACGGGCCGGAGGCUCUCGUACGGCAUGAGUGGGUGGCGCACCUGGGGCCGCAUGUGGGCACCCAGGGAUGGAUGUACUGGUGAGGACAGCGGUGGCGCCCACACACACCGCCUCGAACAACACAUGAACCACACGAUUGAGUUCGAAUGCAACGGGUGUGCUAGUAUGGGGACUUCCGGGGGGUAGCGGGCUGCAUUCGACUAGAGUGGACAUACUAGGGGAGAGGGGUGUGUGUGUGUGAGAGAGGGACGUAGCGGGGCCGCCAUGGCCAAUAUGGUUUGGCCGGUUGAUAUCACAUGCAUGCUUACUGGAGGGCGGGACGCCGAUGUGCACCGGGAGGGCGGGAGGCCGAACUGAACUGGUUGGUCGUUGAAACCGUUGACGGGUUGUCAUAGCAAGGCCUGGGCCCGGCAGUGCGUAGUGGGAGGGGGCAGGCAAGGCCACGUGGAGGGGGAGAGCGCGGCGCCGCCCGAGAAGCAGCCCCGGCACGCAGGUUCAGGCCCGGGCGGCGUCUGGUUUGCAGCCUUUGCUGGCGAGCGUACCAUGGCACGUUUUGUGGGCGGAUUCAUCACUGUUUGGUUUGCUGCCGGCUGUGCCUGUGCUUGGCAGCGGGACGUGGCUGGACACAUGGCGGGCGGCGCCUGUGCGGACCAAUAGUCCGGGCGGCUAGGUAGUUUCGCAACCUUCGGCCUCAAACAUUGUGCAAACGUGGCGUGGGCGCGGCCCAUUUUCCCCUUGUGAGGAAGAGCCACUUGUCUUGUCGAGGCACUGUAAAAGUUGGUGCUG